Molecule: messenger RNA, 4832 nt
Organism: Pelodiscus sinensis (Chinese soft-shelled turtle)
Lineage: Eukaryota; Metazoa; Chordata; Testudines; Trionychidae
Gene: NEDD9
Product: neural precursor cell expressed, developmentally down-regulated 9
Biological process (GO): cell surface receptor protein tyrosine kinase signaling pathway; cell migration
Cellular component (GO): cytoplasm; plasma membrane
Molecular function (GO): protein binding
Source: RefSeq, a predicted model, not a curated record
CUCUUUCUGAUAGAGGCAGCAAGGGAGGAGGAGCAACAAGUAGUUCACAUCCCUAUUUGAAAUAAACAAGGACUGCAGGGACACGUCUCUGAGGAGAGACUUUUCUAUUUGUCUAACAUCUGCUGCUAAUUGAAUCUAUGAGAAAGCAGAAACAUUUGCCAGUCACCAGCACCACCCUUAAAUCUUUGGCCCAGACUACAGCAGUGCAGUUCAUGAGUUCAGCCACAUUCUGACGUUUUUCCUCCCAUUUAAACAACUACUGUCUUAUUUGGGAGGAAAACAGCAGAUAGCAUUUGUUCCAGAAAUAUUCUUCCUCCCUGCUAUUUUAUGGAUGCUUAUUUGUUCCAUGCUCUAUAAAGCUAUUUCAGAGUUAUACUUGGAGCAUGCUAAAAGCAGCAUUUAUUAUGCCAGGAUAUUUUAAUAUUAAAAGGAAAAAAACAUUUGUACAUACUAAGUUUUGCAAACAAAUAUUUCUAUCGGACAACAUAUAAAAAAAUCCCCUUUUAAAAAAUGCCACCAUUUUCUGGGAUGUGGUUGAUUCAUAAAUCCCAAAACAAUAAAAUUAAGCACUGCUUUUUUUUUUAAUGUUGCAAUUUCUACUGUGGGGAUUUGUAACAAAAUGUUGCCUUCGUGUUAAACAUACAGCAAAAUUGCAGAGUGCAGGGUGAACUGAAACAUUAGCCUCAACAGUCAUUGCUCUGUUUCAUAUGUGCUGAAAGGAUCCCUUCAAAUUUAAUGCAAACUGUUUAUAUAUAGUUUUUAAAAAGGAAAAUGCAACUUUUCACCAUGUUUGAGUAUUUUACUAUACCUUCCCACAUGGCAUGAGUAAUAGAACAAUAAUUUGCAGACCUAAAGUAUGUGAAAUUAUCAGCAGUUAAUCUAAUCUCUAUGGUGUCUUAGAAAUCUAGAGUGAAAAAACCCUUACCCACAAGCUGAAAUAAGUUGUAAAGAGUUAGUCACUGAUCUGACUUAUAAAUGAUGCAUUGUGAGGCAAAGCCCACAUUUUACUCAACCGUUGCUAUGUGAAUAAAUAAAUGAGCUCAACAUUACUCACAACUAGGCAUAGGGUAUUUCCUCAGUCAGUUCAACUUGGAAAACAGGGCAUAUUUUGUCUCAUGGUUACAUAAAAAGAACCAACAAUUUGAUCCAUAUUAGGGGACUCUCUGUAUGAUCAACAGGAUCUGCCCUCAGAAUCAGCUCCUUAGGUUUAAAAAAACUAGGAUUAUGGGUAAAAUUUACAUUACUUAAAUUUUAUAAAUGUAACGAAACAUCCUUAAGGAAAUGUUAGGUUUAAACAUUCCCCUGAAGGAAAGUCAUCAGAGGAAAAGAACAAUGGUCUAGUUUAUGAGAACCGGAAAGUGGAGUGGACUAUUGACAGUAGUAACUCCAAUCAGGACAGGACAAGCUUAUGCUUAUGAGUUCCCUUCCAAAUAUCAGAAAGAUACCUAUGAUAUCCCUCCAGUUCGUCCUUCCCAAGGGAUAUACGACGUCCCCCCAGCAUCGGUUAAGGGGCCUGUGCAUUCAGUCCCAACGGGAGAGGCAAGAGCUCAAGGGGUGUAUGAUGUGCCACCUAUAAAGGGGAUCUAUGACAUCCCUGCAUCGGCAUGCAGAGAGGAUACAGAACUGAGGGAAAACUUGCUGGAUUUUCCUCCUUCAGUGACCCAUAAUGCAAGACUAGAAGGCGUAUACGACAUCCCUCCUUCCACUACAAAAGAACUCAGCAAGAAAUGUAUCACUGACAUCCCUCUACCUACUGAUUUAAUGUCAGGCAAACACGGCCUGUAUGACAUUCCAGUGAGCCAUCAAAAUCAAUUUCUUGGUCAGCAGAUUGCUCCUCAAAAGGAUGUGUAUGAUACUCCGCGUGGAGUUCCACUUCCUGGACAGCAGGCAGGAUUCAGCAAGAGUCCAAAUACAGAGGGAAGUGAAGGUGUGUAUGAUGUGCCCCCGCAGACUAUACAAGACACUAAAGGACUGAAAGAUGUGACAGAUGGGAUAAAUAGACUGUCUUUCUCCAGCACAGGAAGCACCAGGAGUAACAUGUCUACAUCUUCCACAACUUCAAAGGAGUCUUCUUUUUCAGCCUCGACUUCUCAGGACAAGCGAUUAAUACUGGAUCCAGACACAGCGAUAGAGAGACUUUAUUGGCUUCAGCAGACAGUGGAGACAGUGGUCUCUAAGCUCAUGGCCUUUGUUAACACAGACUGGCGGUCUUAUGGGUACAUGGAGAAAAAUAUCAAUGAAAUCCACACUACUGUGGAAAAAGCGGAGCAGUCAUUGGGGGAGUAUCUUCAGUUUGCGAAAGGAGCCACAGUCAAUGCUUCCUGUCUCUCAGAGAUCAGUCUCUAUAACAAAAUGAGAAGGGAGCUGCAGAGACUGGAGGAUUCUCACCAGAUCUUAACUCAGACCAGCCAUGACCUGAGUAGCUACAGCUGGUCAUUGAACAUCCUGGCAGUCAACAAACCCCAAAACAAGUGGGAUGAUCUAGACCGAUUUGUGAUGGUGGCAAGGACAGUCCCAGAUGAUGCCAAGCAACUGACCACUACCAUUAGCAUCAAUGCAGAGAUGCUAUUCAAAAAGGCCUCAGGCAACUCGCGUUUAAAGAAUGUUUCGGAGAACAUUAUGAACACAACUGACUAUGCAUACCACAGCCCUCAGAAUCAGCUGUUACAUCACGGACAGAAAACGGUGGACCACUUAAGUUCUUUGCCCCCACUUCUGAGCAAAGACCAGCAUCCCCCUAGUACCAAUAGCGAGGGCUCUGAGAAGAGCUGGAUGGAUGAUUAUGAUUAUGUUCACCUACAGGGAAAAGAGGAGUUUGAAAGGCAACAGAAAGAGCUUCUGGAAAAAGAAAACAUUAUCAAACAGAACAAGAUGCAUCUGGAGCACCAUCAGAUCAAUCAGUUCCAGCAACUGGAGCAAGAGAUCACAAAGCCUGUGGAAAACGACAUCUCAAAAUGGAAGCCACCUCAGAGUCUUCAAACUCCAAACAGCUCUAUGAGCUCUCAGGACAGAGAGCUGCUCUUCUUUUAUUCUGACCAGUGCGAGACUCAUUUCAUUUCUCUCCUGAAUGCCACUGAUGCCUUUUUUAACUGUGUCAGUGCCGCUCAGCCGCCACGGAUCUUUGUCGCUCACAGCAAGUUUGUCAUUUUAAGUGCUCACAAACUGGUGUUCAUUGGGGACACACUCACAAGGCAGGUGACUACUCAGGAUAUCCGCAGCAAAGUGAUGAACUCCAGCAACCAGCUGUGUGAAUUGCUAAAGAACAUUGUUAGGGCAACCAAGAUGGCUGCUUUGUAUUAUCCCGCCCCGGCUGCACUGCAGGAGAUGGUCGACCGAGUAACAGAGCUGUCCCAUCAGGCCCGACUAUUUAAACUCUCUCUAGUACAGAUGGCAUCAUUCUGAAAUGGACAAAAUGGAAUCCAUUCCAUGGACAGUAAAAAUUAUUUAAAAAAACUGGAAGCAUGUCCUAUUUUAUGUAAAUAUCAUAAUUUUUGUAGAUGUUUUAUAUGAAAUAUUUUAAAUACAUUUUUAUGGAUUAGAAAAUCUAAAAUUCAGGAAUCUAGGGGUAUAUCUGUUUCCCUAUUAUGUUUUUUAAUAUACAUAUAUAUAUGUAUACACUCCAUAUAUGUAUAUGUUGCUACAUUCCAUAAGACACCGUUAUUCAAGCACCUUAAAGGUAUGCCUCAGUUAAGUGAUGCAUAUCACUGUAUAUACUGUCUAGUUUUCAACCUAUCCAUCAAUUGGAUGCUGCACUCUCUUUGGGGGGGAGCAUAGUGUGUAUUUUGCUUCCACGUAAAUGUGGCACAUGGACAAAGCUGCCAAAUCUAUUUGUAGCAAUUCAUGGUGUAGAUGUAAUCGUUCUAAUGGAACCCUAAUCCCUUCCUCAAACAUACUUGAUUUGAAUUAAUUAUGUAAAAAAUGGUAUCCUUGAUUUUAUCUUGCAUACUACAGGAGUCACUGAUGUGGAACAGUGUAUAUAUUUAAGUUAACAGGCAAUAAAUCAAGGCUCAAACCAGCGGGGCAAAAACCAUCCACAUACAGCAUAAUAUAUAGAUCCCCCUCACAAAGAACAGGGAGGAUUGUAUAUAUUUAAAAAUAAUUUCUUGAUGCCACACAACAUUUCAGAAACUUGGCAGAAUUCCCAGCCAUACAAAUUCACGUAUGUUUUUCCCACCUUCCCUUGGAUUUUGCAAAUAAUUAUAUGUCAGACUUUAAAGUUGUAAUUUUUUUUCAGACCUAGGGACUUACUCUGAGAGUUGCUGAAUGUCCCUAAAUCUUGCUGACAUCAGUGGAAUCUGAAGGUACACAACACCUUAGAAGAUCAGGAUUAAUGAGAAUGCAUAGCAUCAUAAUUCCACAUGAAAAGACUUAAUUUGCCAUCAAUUUUGGAACAUCUCAAUUAGAAGGCCUGUAAUUUAAGAAGAGAAAAUAGCACUUAUUUCUAUGGCAAAUUCUUGUGAAUCAUUUGCACUUUUAUAGCUCUGAACUUCACUCAAACUUUAGACUUGUUCCAAGUUAUCCUUCCUGGCCUAGGGACACACCAUUAAGUUUCCAGAGCUACACUGUCACCAAAGCAACACCCUGUUUCAAAAGGGGUAAUUCCAUAUGUAGCAGACACAGUAACUUGGCCACAGUUCACAUUACGUGGCCACUCCUAACUGGAACAGUGGCAAUCAGGAUUAAGGGAAUGAAGUACAGGUGACGCUGAAUGUACUUAUGAUUUAAAAGAAAAAUAUCGUUACCCACUUCUUUGUGAUAAUUCUGGCUUUUAUCCCAAGUCUUUCAGUAUUCUGAGUGUUUGCAUACAAGACCAGGCUGGAUUUUUGUGUAAA